Phyllopteryx taeniolatus (common seadragon) is the source of this 2068-nucleotide messenger RNA. RefSeq names its product prostaglandin-endoperoxide synthase 1 (gene ptgs1). The transcript is spliced from 10 exons. Lineage: Eukaryota; Metazoa; Chordata; Actinopteri; Syngnathiformes; Syngnathidae. Gene Ontology annotation, cellular component: cytoplasm; neuron projection. Gene Ontology annotation, molecular function: heme binding; prostaglandin-endoperoxide synthase activity; peroxidase activity. The coding region runs from base 172 to 1950 and encodes 592 amino acids. Gene Ontology annotation, biological process: response to oxidative stress; cyclooxygenase pathway. The record is from RefSeq and is a predicted model, not a curated record.
CCUUUUUUUUCAAGUCUAGGUAGAAACCAGUCCUGGUUUAACACCAUUCUUGCAUUUGUGUGCUAAUGAUGAAAGGUAUGGCUUUAUUUUGAAUAAAUAUAAUAAUAACGUAUACUAAGAACUUGGGCUGUUGAUGCUUUGUUAAAUACUUUAAAAAAAAAAAGAAAAAAAAUGUCAAUCUAUUUAGAAUUUAGCACACUGACCACAUGGCUGUUGAUCAACUUGGUGCUGCUGGAGAGCUCAAAUGGUGCUGUCAACCCUUGUUGCUACUACCCUUGUCAAAACUCGGGAGUUUGCGUGCGAUUGGCUGCCGAGAGCUACGAGUGUGACUGCGCCCGCACCGGCUUCUAUGGGGAAAACUGCACCCAUCCCGAGUUCUGGACUUGGCUUCAGCUCACACUAAAGCCCAGCCCAGGGGUGACCCACUACUUGUUGACACAUUUCCAGUGGCUUUGGGACUUGGUCAACAACUCGUUCCUGCAGGACACCUUCAUGAGACUAAUACUGACUGUGCGCAGUGACCUCAUUCCCAGCCCUCCGACCUAUAACACCAAGUAUGGCUACCUCAGUUGGGAGUCCUACUACAACACUUCCUAUUACACCCGGAUUCUACCGCCAAUCCCAGAUGACUGUCCUCUACCCAUGGGAACCAAAGGCAAGCCCCAUUUGCCCGAUCCCAAAGCAUUGGCAGAGCGUUUUUUCAAAAGGCAGAAAUUCCGGGAGGAUCCAGGAGGAACCAACGUUAUGUUCGCCUUUAUGGCUCAACAUUUCACCCACCAGUUCUUCCGCACCGACCAUAAUGUCAAGGGAGGCUUCACCAAAGCUCUAGGACAUGGGGUCGAUGCAAGCAACAUUUACGGCGAUACGCUCACGCGGCAGUUGCAACUUCGUCUUCAUAAGGACGGAAAGCUGAAAUAUCAGCUAGUGAAUGGCGAGGUAUACCCCGCUUCGGUGUCCGAGGCCCCUGUUCACAUGGUAUACCCCGCUGGCUUUCCUUCCGAGCAGAGACUGGCUGUCGGUCACGAGUUGUUCGGAAUGCUGCCGGGCCUGACCUUGUAUGCCACCUUGUGGUUGAGGGAGCACAACCGAGUGUGUGAUGUCCUCAAGUUGGAGCAUCCCAGCUGGGACGACGAGCAGCUCUUCCAGACUGCCAGGCUCAUUGUUAUUGGUGAGAUCAUUAAGAUUAUCACGGAAGAGUACGUGCAGCAUCUGAGCGGCUACCUAUUCAAGUUGAAGUUUGAUCCCUCCUUGCUCUUCGGUCAGCACUUCCAGUACAGCAACCGUAUUGCUCUAGAGUUCUGCCACCUGUACCAUUGGCACCCAUUGAUGCCUGACAGCUUCCACGUGGACAAUGACGUUAUUCCGCACUCACGCUUCUCCUUCAACACCUCGCUGCUUUUUCACUACGGUGUGGAGAAGCUGGUGGACGCCUUUUCGCGGCAACCGGCGGGACAGGUAUGUGGAGGGCGUAACUCUCACGAAGUGGUCCUCCGAGUGUCCGAAAUGGUCAUCCGAGAAUCCAGAGAGACGCGUAUACAGCCUUUCAACGAAUACAGAAAGAAGUUCAACUUGAGGCCCUACACCACAUUCAGAGAAUUUACAGACGACAAGGACAUUGCGGCGGGUUUGCUGGAGCACUAUGGUCACAUCGACGCCCUGGAGUUCUACCCGGGCAUCCUCCUGGAGAAGCCACGUCCCGGCUCUAUCUUUGGAGAGAGCAUGGUGGAGAUGGGUGCCCCCUUCUCCCUGAAGGGCCUGCUGGGCAACCCGGUGUGCUCGCCUGAGUACUGGAAGCCGAGCACUUUCGGCGGGGAGGUGGGCUUCAACUUGGUCAAAACAUCUACGCUGAAGAAAGUGGUGUGCCUUAACACCAAAUGGUGUCCAUACGUCAGCUUCCGGGUUCCUCUUCAGCAGGAGGACACUAAGAUGAAGAACUCUGAGGAGCUUUAACUUACCUAAUUAGGAGGCAUGUUUUUUUUUUUUUUUAAAUAAGUAGCUUGUAACUCGUGGCUUCCCUUGGGAGUUAACAAAAAUAAUUGAAUUACAAUUAAAUCCAGUUUUGCUGCAA